CGAAACCCUAACUCUCUUUCCACAAUGCGUGUCUCUUUCACCUAAGGAUCUUCUCAAAAUCAAUACAUAAAUGGAGGAGGAAGAGGAGAAGAAGGAGGAGGAGGAGGAGAGCUCUGUGAUUCAGCUGGCUGAUUUCAGAAUCGACGGUUCUUAUUCACCUCCAACUUCUUCUUCUUCUUCUUCUUCUUCUAGUCGACACCUUCACCGCCGGUCUACUUCAUUACCGUCCUUAAUGACUCUCGAUGGCCGACGUUCAAGUUUCGGCAACGUCACCACGACUCUUUUUUAUUCUUAUAAUAAACUUCCUGAAGAGCCUCUCAGACUCUCUGUUCUCAAAUUAGACGCCUCCUCCUUCGAGAUUGAAGUAAUGAAGUCAGCUACAGUUGAAGAACUAAGGCAAGCGGUUGAGGCUGUGUUUAGUUACAUGCCGCAGGAAGGACCGGGAAAGAUCUCAUGGCCGCAUGUGUGGGGGCAUUUUUGCUUGUGUUAUGGUGAUCAUAAGCUGCUUGUGGAGACAGAUUAUAUUAAAAACUAUGGCAUCAAGGAUGGUGAUCAGCUUCAAUUUAUCCGGCAUGUCUCAGGCAACUACAGUUUGAAAAAGAAGCAUUCAUUGAAAAGGAUUGUUGCGUCAGAAUCACCAAAAAUCUCACUGUCACCAUCAAAUCGCUCUGAAGAGAAAGAACAGAAUUACAAAGACAAAGGUUAUGAUGACUUGGAGAAUGGGAAGUGCCAGCAUUUUCAAGAUAAAAACGAUGGCAUUAUUACACAAGACGAGGCCAGAUGGAAUUCAAUUCCUCUCCGCUCCACUCCUUCCCCUUGCCCAUUACAAACCUCAGCAAUUUGUGUGGCAAAGAAAGAGAUAACCCCCUUCCAAAAAAUCCACUUCCCAUUUCCACACAAAAUCUACCAUUCCCACCACCAUCAGUCAUCACCUCUCACACCCCGAAGGACACCUCAACUCUAAAUUUUGCAUCUUUAGUCAUCAGCCAUGGCCAACAUGAUCAUGGCCUCUUCCAAACCUCUCAUCAACCUAUCCUCCUCUUCCCUCCCCGCCAACACCAAACCCAAACUCCAAAUCCCACAACUUUCCUUCCCUAAAAUCCUCAAGAUCACCAAACCCCAACUCCUAUCUCUCUCCGCUUCCACCCUCAAAUCCCUCUCUCUCAUUGCUGCCACUUCCUUAACCUUCGCACCACCUUCUUUGGCUGAAGAAAUAGAAAAAGCUGCUCUCUUUGACUUCAACUUAACACUUCCUAUAAUCAUGGUUGAGUUCUUGGUCCUCAUGGUUGCUUUGGACAAAAUCUGGUUCACCCCACUUGGUAAUUUCAUGGAUGGGAGAGAUGCGGCUAUAAAAGAGAAGCUGAGCAGCGUUAAAGAUACAUCUGAAGAAGUUAAGCAACUUGAAGAACAGGCUGCUGCUGUUAUGAGAGCAGCUAGGGCUGAGAUAUCGGCUGCAUUUAAUAAAAAGAAGAAGGAAACUCAGGGUGGAGUGGAGCAGAAGUUGGCUGAAGGAAGGAAGAAAAUUGAGGCUGACUUGCAAGAAGCAUUGGCUAAAUUGGAGAUUCAGAAAGAGGAGACUAUGAAAGCACUUGAUUCACAAAUUGCUGCUCUCAGUGAUGGGAUUGUCAAGAAGGUGCUUCCUGUUCAAUGAAGUUAAUACUUUAUGGUUUAGUGUGUGCUUAUAUUUUGUGAGAUUGGAAAUGAAUUCCGUUUAUUAAUGUAUAUGUUCUUUGAAUUACACUGAUGGUAUGCAAUGAAAGGAGUGAAUUGGAAAACUUUUUCUUUCU
Populus euphratica (Euphrates poplar) is the source of this 1787-nucleotide messenger RNA. RefSeq lists its product as uncharacterized. Gene Ontology annotation, biological process: proton motive force-driven ATP synthesis; mRNA splicing, via spliceosome. Gene Ontology annotation, molecular function: proton transmembrane transporter activity. NCBI's taxonomy places the organism in Eukaryota, Viridiplantae, Streptophyta, Magnoliopsida, Malpighiales, Salicaceae. The record is from RefSeq and is a predicted model, not a curated record. The transcript is spliced from 6 exons.